AAUCUUUUUUCUAGACAUAUUAAAAUAUCAAGUACUUGAAGAAUAAGAUGAUGAUGUUACAUAAAUCACUAGCCAUCUUUGGCUAUGCAUGCCUCUUCAUGGCCAUAACUUCCACAGCUCAAUCGCCUCCAGUGCUUGACACCAAUGGUCAACCUCUGCGACGCGGUGUAGAGUACUACAUCUCGCCUGCAAUUACUGAUGUCGGGGGCAAUCUCACCCUAAAAAGUCGUAGUAACGCUCCAUGCCCGCUCUUCGUCGGCCAGGAACCCGUUACUUCGACAAAUAUCGGUCUCCCGGUCACCUUCAGGCCCACUGAGGCAGGUAAAGAUAUAAUUGACGAAGGUACCAGUUUGAACAUUGUGUUUGAAGCGUUGUCAACAUGUGCAACAUCGACACAAUGGAGAGUGGAUGCAACUGAGUCUGACACCGGAAGAAGGUUCGUGGGGAUCGGGGAUGAGGACGGUCCUGCCGGGAUCUUUGGGAUCAGUAGGGACAAUGGAGCUUACAAUAUAGUAUGGUGUCCUGCGAUGAUGGGGAGGCCAAGGUGUGGAAGGGCUGGGAUUUUGGUUGAGAAUGGAGUGAGGCUGGUGGCUUUGGAUGGUGAUGCUUUUCCUUUUGAGUUUAUCAAAGCUUGAGAUCUAAAAGGGAAGAAUUAAUAUAGUUUAAUUAAUCUUCUUGCAAGGGAAAAAAAUGUGUCUAAUUGGUUGAAUUAUUGAACUAGUAGUAUAAUAAUAAGUUGAAAUAAAAGCUCUUAUAAGAAUAUAUAUACUUAUGUUAUUCCUUGUUUCGCAUCAUUGAAUAUAUGUGUGUUUUAAACAGUUGUGAAUCUAAUGACUUAUGCCCUUCUAUAA
This is a messenger RNA of Cucumis melo (muskmelon), 851 nucleotides long. Its product is annotated as kunitz type trypsin inhibitor 111-like. The record is from RefSeq and is a predicted model, not a curated record. Gene Ontology annotation, molecular function: endopeptidase inhibitor activity. Lineage: Eukaryota; Viridiplantae; Streptophyta; Magnoliopsida; Cucurbitales; Cucurbitaceae. The transcript has a single exon. Bases 48 to 635 code for a protein of 195 amino acids.